UCACCUUGGAAACAUGAACAGAUGGCAAGCUGCCCGGAUCUGCGCUGCCUCAAUAGUUUGAGUCCACUUCACUUCAUGUGGUGCAAUGGUGCAAUAAGCCUUUCAAUCAAUGGUCAGUCGUUUAUCAGGUGGUAAAGGCACUGGGAGAAUGAUUAAACUUUUCUUUUUCCCUUUUGCAGUCGUUUUAGAAGGCUUAAAGGGAGCUGAUAACAUCCGUGUUGAAGUGUAAAACAUCAGUAUAGCCAAAGUUUUCAUCAGGACUGCUUGUACCUUGGUCACAAAAGCACGUAUGGUUAUAGGAGAGUCUUAAUGCUUUUUUACCUUGGACUGCAGAAAAUCAUCAAAGAUUUGUUGCCUUCGCAUUCUUUCUAGGGUAAGACUGCUUAACUCCCUUGAUGACAGCUCAAUAUACAGUUGAUAUGACCGCCAAGCAGAUGCCUUUAUCACAAGAAGCUCUAGCUCAGUUCAAUCAGGCUUUAUCUGAGCACAAUUUGGGACAAUGCCCUCAUACAAGUUCCAUUUCCACUCACAGAAGUACCCAGUCCGUGACUGUGCAUGCCAGCAAACAUCAUCUGCAGCUGAAGAACAUAGAUGGAAGAUCUCAUGUUCCUUCCAGAAGGAGCUCUAUUAUAAGUAAUGUCAAUGCAUCUUUUUCUCGCAAAGGCUCAAUGAUGCAAGGCAAAAGACAUUCCCUGAGCUGGAUGACCUCUGGUCAAGUCAGUUUCUCUGGGUUGCCUCUGUAUCAACCUAUCAGGGAAGUGAAAUGUGAAAAUACAUACAAAUCCCAGCCAGAUGAAGGCUGCAAGUUUAAUUCCUACAAGGUCCAGAAGGUCUUGGAGGGAACUCUGUCAAACUACUUGGGCAACAACAAAUAUAACCCUGUAACAUGUGUACAGCUAGUGCAGAGUUUGACAGACCAUAUCAGGUUGAAAAUGAAGGAUAUCAAUGUCCCUAGAUACAAGCUGGUGUGUAAUGUCGUGCUGGGCCAGCUCAAUGAUCAGGGAAUAUUAAUCGUGAGCCGCUGUCUGUGGGAUACAUUGACAGAUAAUUAUGCAACAGCUACUUUUAAAAACACUUCACUUUUUGCUGUUGCAACUGUGUAUGGGAUAUAUUUUGAAUAAAUAAUAUAUCUGAAGUUAUACUAUUUGAUUAUAGCAAUCUAUUGACUUGCCUAAAGCCUAUAAUGUCAGUGGUGAUAGAUGAGAAUAUAUUUAAUUUUAUGAUAUAUUGUAAUAAUUGCAAUGCUCAAGUGACUUAAUAUUGCAUUACCACUGUUUUGUUACAUGAGAAGCAACUGAAUGGCACAACAAAUCACUGUUUGGCUUAGAUUUCUUACAAAGCCUUUGUUACAUCAUCUCAGCUACAGCAUGCACACAUCCUCAGCAACAGAGAGUAAACCAUGUUGAAUUUUUCUGAUCAUACUUUGAUUGUCCAAGUACUUGCUAAGAUAUCGUUUACGGAAUCUAGCAUUUUCCCAACAUCUAGUCUGCAGUUUUUUUCUAACUUCUUCCUCCCUGGAAUGCUGUAGAGGUGUUACAUUCCUUAAUUUCCAAUCUGUUGACACUGGUCUAACAUCUAGAGAAUUUUGGGAAAAUUACAACCAGUGCCUCAAUUAUCUCUGCAGCUACCUCUUUUAAACCCUUUAGGAUACAGACAACCAGGUGCUGGGGAUUUGUUGGCUUUUGGUUCCUCAAAUUUCUCCAACACUUUUCUCCUCUGUUGAUAUCAAUUAUCUUAAAUUCCUUACACUUAUUAGGGCUUUAGGUACCCUUUAUUUCUAUCCUGUGGUACAUAUAUAUUUGUCUAAUAUCUCUGCUAUUUUCUCAAACCCCAUACUGAUUUCUCCUUUAGGGGACCUAAAUUUACUUGAGCUCUUCUCUCUAUACACUUGUAAAAUCUCUUACAAACUGUUUUCACAUUUCUGGUUAGUUUCCUUAUACUAUUUUUUAAAUCACUUUUUAGUGGCUGUGUCCCAGGGUUUCUAAAGUACUCCAAACUCUCAGGCUUGCAGCGAUUCUUUGCAAGAUCAUUGGUCUUUGCUUAAUCUAAUAUUUCAAAUUUCCUUGUAAAACAGUGAUGUUUCUCAUUUAGCUUUUUGUAAAAUUUUAAUGGUAUAUAUUUCAAUGUGCAUUUUGAUUGUUUCUUAAAAUGUUUGCCACUUUGUUUGCUAACACAUAUUUUAGUCUACUUAACCAAUAAAUAUUAACCAGUUCACCCUCUCAUACCCAAAUAGUGGUUUUGUUUUAAUUUAAAUUCUUAUUUAGGACUGGAGUAGGGGGCUUUCAAACUUAAUAUGGAAUGUAAUUGUAUUAUGGUUUGUAUCAGAAGUUUGUAUCUUGUAUGAACAUUAAAAUUCCCCACCAUUAGUACAGUGCUGUUUUGCAAUCUAUAAUAGUUUAUUACUUAAUGUUCCAACCAGUGGUACAAUUACAGUAAGGGGACCUGUAAAUUAAUCUCAACAAAU
Molecule: messenger RNA, 2464 nt
Organism: Stegostoma tigrinum
Lineage: Eukaryota; Metazoa; Chordata; Chondrichthyes; Orectolobiformes; Stegostomatidae
Product: dynein light chain Tctex-type 5
Exons: 2
Coding region: 396-1121 (241 amino acids)
Biological process (GO): microtubule-based movement
Cellular component (GO): cytoplasm; cytoplasmic dynein complex
Molecular function (GO): dynein intermediate chain binding
Source: RefSeq, a predicted model, not a curated record